Molecule: messenger RNA, 1731 nt
Organism: Meloidogyne enterolobii
Lineage: Eukaryota; Metazoa; Nematoda; Chromadorea; Rhabditida; Meloidogynidae
Source: the annotation of a GenBank genome assembly
AUGAAAGCCUCUUUUUGUUAUUUUAAAAUGUCCAAGAAAAAAUUAUUUGAUUUUUUCCUAACCAUUUUUACAUUUAAUUUACUUUUUGCUGCGCAACUUUGUAAUGGAUUUAUGUCAUCAGAACAACAAAAUCGUUUAUAUUCCGAAGGAGGUUCUUAUUCAACAAAACAAGAAAAUGAUAAAUCUUCAACUGCUGGAAUUGCUGAAGAAUUAGAAAUGGAACAAGAAUAUGAACAACCAAAUUUAUAUACAGAAUCUUUCCAAGAAGAGCGUCAACGUCAACGUUUGGCUAAUAUAGUAGAUCAACUUAGACAACAAAAUGUUUAUAAUCAACAAUAUAACGCCGCCCCUUUAUUCGAAGAAAACGAGGAUAAACCUUUUUUAAAUCCUGAAGAGCCGCGGUUACGAAAUAGAAAUGCUGAAGAAUUGGAAGAAUUGCGUCGUCUUGGUAUGGAAUUGAAACAAAUUAGUGAGGAAAAAAUUGGAGAAGAAAUGGGAGGAGAUUCUGAGGGGACUAGUACUGAAGAAGAAGAAGAGGAGUUAACAAGUCAAGAAUAUUAUUUAAAUCAAGAAAAGGAAUAUAUAAAAUAUUUAUUAAAUAAAGGAGAAUUAAUUAAAGAUUUGUUAAGUAAAAUAUCAGAAAAAGAUAAAAGAUUUGAAAUUUUGUGGGAAACUUUUGUUGAAGAAGGGAGUAAUUUAAAAGAUUUAAUUUUGUCAAAAAAUUUUGAAAAAGAAAUUAAAAAACAAAAAAAUAAUUCUUUUGAGGAAAUAAAAGUUUAUAAAAAAUUGAUAGAAAUUGGGGAAAAAUCGUUGGAAAUUAUUGGAAAAAAAGAAAAAUUAAAAGAAAAUAAAAAUUAUUUUUUAUUAAAUCGUUUAAAUGAAAGUGAAAAAAUAUUGACAAAAUUAUUAAAAGAUAAAGCUAGUGGAGAAUUUAUUUUGGGCCAAAAAGAGCAUAAAUUAAUUUGGCUUAAUAAAUUAGGAAGAGCUUUAGAUUAUUUUGAAAAAAAUAUUUUGGCUUUUAAAAAAUUAAAUGAGACAAAAAAGCCUUCUAAAAUGGCAACACCAGUCAAAAAAGGUCAAAAUGAAUUUGUUGAAUUUGCAGAGCCUAUUAGUAACCAAAAUUUAAAUAGUAAAAGAAUUAAAGAUAUUGAAUGGAUGGAGAAACGUUUGCCAAGUGAUUCUUCUUAUUUCGAUAAUCAGAGAAGAGGUGGAGGAGGUCCUUUCCAUUUCUUUAAUGCUUCUGGAAAUAUUUUGUUUAUUGCUUAUUUAACAAUUUGCUGUGUUGGUGUUGUUGCUGGGGUUGUUGGGGGUGUUUACUACUACAACCAUGUUCGGUCCUCAAAUGUUGAUGACCCUUUUAAUGAGUUUACUCGUUAUUCGCCCUCCGGACCUGGCAAAGACAAAUUUAGUAAGAGAGGAGGAGGAGGAGCACAAGCAUUUGGACAAACUGUUGGAGACGAUACUUUAGCUUAUAAAGCCCAACUUCAACAAUAUCAACAACAAAAACAAAAAAUUUUGGGAGCCGGCCAAACAAUUAGUAAUGACCAAAUGAGUGACAAUGAAGAAGAAAAUGAUGAACUUGAACAUAAUUUUAGUGUUUUUGAAUGUCCAGGAUUGGCACCUACUGGAGAUGUUGAAAUUCAAAAUCCAAAUUUUGUUGGAGAAAACGGGGAAAACAAUACAACAACAAAAAACAUUGAAAAUUCAAAGAAAGAGGAAAGAAAUGAUUGA